UGCUCAUUUCUGUUCGGUUCCUUCGCAUCUGUUCGUCGACCAGUUUUACUGGUUAUCUGUCGUUCACUGAGUCGCGGUCCCCAUACCUCGCCGUCGUGCCUCCAUCCGUCCGUGCUGAUCGUCGUCGCGUGUGUGGAUAUCGCUUCGUUUGAGCCGCGCUGAGCCGCCGAUUGGAGCGACGCACUCGUGCCGGCCUGGGCCGAAGCGGUGAAGUGGUGCAGGUGUGUCGUGCGUGGGCAGCUGACGCCUAGCAGUGCGAGUUUGUUAGUUCCCUCCUUCGAUCUCGUUAAAGACCUUUCUGGGUUCCUGUUAGUCCCGCCGCUCAGUCAGCUGCUACCGUCGCCACACGUACACAGGUGUAUCUGGGUGAUCUGCUUUGUCUGCCGUCGCCUUCCGUCGCCUGCUGUCGCCGGUCGUCGCCGGGCGACGUCGCGAUGUCAUAUUUGCUGCCGCAUCUGCACAGCGGGUGGGCCGUGGACCAGGCGAUCCUGUCGGAGGAGGACCGCGUCGUCGUGAUUCGAUUCGGACACGACUGGGACGACGUGUGCAUGCAAAUGGAUGAGGUACUCGCCGGUGUUGCCGAAACCAUCAAGAACUUUGCUGUUGUGUACCUGGUGGACAUCUCCGAGGUGCCUGACUUCAACACCAUGUACGAGCUGUACGACCCGUGCACGGUGAUGUUCUUCUUCCGCAACAAGCACAUCAUGAUCGACCUGGGCACCGGCAACAACAACAAGAUCAACUGGGCGCUGAAAGACAAGCAGGAGUUCACGGACAUCGUCGAGACAGUCUAUAGAGGGGCAAGGAAGGGGCGUGGGCUGGUGGUGUCGCCGAAGGACUACUCGACCAAGUACAGAUACUAGGGGAUGGGCGGACUUGUCUUGCAUUGCAUUCUCAUGUUACAUAAGAUUGACGUUAUACAAGUCAUUACACAUGCAUGCUAACAAAGAGGUCCAGUAGUCUGGUCUGGUAUGGUGGUGUCACCUAAUGUAAUUUUUUGAAAGCGUGUAGCGC
Messenger RNA from Closterium sp. NIES-67, 1014 nucleotides. The record is from the annotation of a GenBank genome assembly. NCBI's taxonomy places the organism in Eukaryota, Viridiplantae, Streptophyta, Zygnematophyceae, Desmidiales, Closteriaceae.